AUGGCCGCUUCUUGUACGGAUUUCAUAUUCGAGUGCCCUACCCCGACGGAGUACCUGCUAAGGUAUUUAAAUAUGCUGCUGGUGAUAAGAUAAUCUUAUCAGAACGUAGGGUUAAACCACCUUUGUCAGCGUCAUGCAAUUACAGCAAUGAAAACCGUCAAGAUUCAGCGUUGUGUAGUGUGUAUAAUCAGAGGUUACGUAGCACAAUUCGGUACAACUUGCAUUACAAGGGGUAUAUUGCACUGCCCUCAGAAAUUACGUCGGACAUGAUGCGAAAUGUGGCCCCUUCUACUAAUUAGUAGUCGGGUAUCGGUAAAUAUAUAGCCAAUAACCGAUCUUACUAGAUGUUGGCCUAAAUUCAGGAAUGGAAUUUCGAAACACAAGCGUAACUGUAGCUGCACGUUGGAUUUAACAUGAUUAGGGAGUUGAAAAAAUUUUUAGGACCGAAAGACCCUUUUCUCGAGUAUAAAUUUGAAAGAAGAGGUGUAUUGCUAUAAAAUGAGUACAAAAAAGAUAUUUCGUGUAUAUUUUCUCCAAGUCAUGUUUGAAUUUAUGCGAGCAUAGAAAUCGAUGGGUAAAUUUCAUAAUGGAGUACAGGUAGAUGAAAAGAAACACAUUCAAAAGCCAGUAUCCUGGCGUGUCUGAAAUAUCCUUGUUUUAUGCAGCACGAUAACCCAACCCUCACUACACGCAUCCUAACACCAACCCUCAUAACCUCAAGUCCAAACCCUUGGAAUUUGGCGCAAGAUCGCGCAACUGAUCUUUUAUUCCUCUCGCCAGGAUUUUUGAAUUUAUUCGGGUUGAUCAUCAGUGAGGAUUUUUAUCACUAUUUUAGCCUUGAGUUUAGCACAUAUAAGGUAACCGUGAGCGGACGACGUCUGAAAACAGCGAUCACUAGCACUUUCCCCGAGGCGAAUUUAUGAGUAUGUUUCACGAAAUCCCCCCCUCCUACGCCUGGGGGGGUAAAGGCCGACUCCCGUUGCAGGCCAUAUCGAUGUGUAUCUACUCAUUCAUUUGCUCCCGUGGAGCGGGAUACAUUGGUCGUACAACGAGACGCUUGAAAAAGAGAGUACGUGAACACAUACCAGCUUAGCUACGCAGAGCUGAAACCAACUCGAUUUCAAGUUCAAUUCUUGCACAUCUUGUCGAUACGAAUCACCGAGCCGAUGCUAAAGAAACCUUUCAGGUUGUCUACCGCACACCAGCAAGCUUCUCCGAUGCCUACGCCAACGGACACUAGCUACAGCCGAAGCGAAUCCAGUGCUAUGUUGCCCGAAGACGUUGACACAGGCGCCCUGUCUUCCGUGGCCAGAUGGUCAUUACACGUUGCCCCAACCUCCUGAUGGCAGUGAUGUGUGCUCCACGUACCGGACAGGCAAUGUCAUCCUUCCCCUCCUCCCCCCCCCUUGCUGACCUCGUCAUGAGGCUAGAGUGGGAACGAUGAGUGUUAAUAGUCCCUGAGUCACUUAUAAACCCUGUGAAUGUCUCAUAUUUUCAAUUUCAAUGCCAGUGUAUUGGCCUGAUGAUAAUUUGCCGAAAACACGUGUUUGCCAGACUGACUUUCCAAGUAUACUAGAAUUGGUAAUGACCUAACCAAAACACUGGCGACGACUGUUCUAAUACUUUUCUAGAAUUUGAGACAGCUUCGCAUCUGAGACAACUUUAUUCCCAGAGAAGCAAGAGUCUCCUCGUAAAUACGCGAGUUUGGCCUUGCUUAUUAAUGAAUCAUGGCAGUGCGUGUUGCGCAGACAGUCACAGACAUAGUAAACUGCCGUCCCAGUUGACAGUUCUCCCGUCAUCACGCUGCUUGCUGAGGUAUUCAGACGAACAGGCGCUUUACCCAGUCCACAGCAGUAGGCCUGACUGGUGUGCGACGUGAAAGCCCGUCAUGCGGUUGUGGAGCGUCAUCGGGCAAAUUCGACUGUUCGGUUGGAGGGCGCUUAGCAAAAUCCUCCUAGACGUAGCUAACUCCAGCCCCGUAGCUGAUGAGGACGACGAUACUGUGAAUGAUGGUGGUGGGAGGUUUUGGCUACUGCACAGCGUAGCCGAGGGCUGCAAGUACGGCAGUGUGGUGCUUUUGAUGAUGAUGGUGGUGGUGGUGGUGGUGGUGGUGGUGAUGGUGGUGGUGCUGAUGGUGGUGGUGGUGAUGGUGAUGGUGAUGGCGAGGAGGAGGAGGAGGAGGAGGAGGAGGAGGAGGAUGGGACAAGAAGAGAAGGCGGGACACCAUCAGAUUGGUACGUCCGGGAACUCCGCAUAAUUUCACAUGACAGAUGUUUAUACUGGGCUUCUGGCAUAACUACUAUAGUUUAUUGCCUUCGACUCAAAUAUUCAUUGAGAGUUCGGGGCUGAAUCUAAAAAUGCUCACGUCUCGAGCGCUUAGCUACAUGUCAUUCAUUGAGUAAUUUUUGAAAUUAUGAGCUUAAUAUGACACUGGAAUUCAACUACCAGAAACCACAUAGUGAACCCUGGGCGACACAAUGAGGAGCCGAAUCCGUCACAGUUGCGUCAUGCAGCAGCAUAAACAGUGGCAAAGUACGCGUCAGGGCUUUUAGCCAGAACAUAAGUCGGGACUAAAGUAAAAACACUUGUCAUAUAAAAUUAUACCUAUAGCAGUACUGCAUGUUGGUAGAAUUUGCAUCAUACGAUUAGUGCGGGACUGACCCUAAAAGCUGUCAAGUCUCGGCACAGAUCCAUUGGCCGCGAAUUUUUAGAGGUCAUUAAUUCUGAUAACUCAUGCAUCAAUCGACACAUAGAAUUGAAUGCUGUGUACAGCAACCUUAAGAAACAGUGGAAAAGGCGUUAGCCAAUCACAACAUGCUGCCAGCCCACAGAAAAGGCUGACUGGCAGGAAUGACAGGGCAAUAUCGAUUUUUGGGCAUUUUUAAAUUUUAACUGCUGUGCAUACUUUAUUCGCGUCUGAGGACGACUUGGGGAACCAAAGUCAAAAAUUGACAAAUAAGUUGUGUUAUCUUUCUCAAAGACCUUAACGCACGUACUUUAGCUAGCCUGUUUGCUGUUGGCUGGUCUUGGUCCCUCUGAUUGGUGGACUUGCAUGGCUUGCGCCCCCUUCGCGGCUGUCGUGGUUGCCGUCAGGUCAGCGUACUCGUCGCCAGGGCAACAAACCUAAUUCAGUUAACAUUUUCACUUCCUCAACUUACAACUCCAUAAUUCAGAAAUUUUCAAACCUGAGUAAAUGCUAUUUAAUAACGCCGACUACAAGCUGGUCUUGGCCUGUAGACUAAAAAUAAACGGCCUAAACAAUAUAAGAUGACCGGUUCGCCCGAUUUUAGAUAUGCGGAACUCUCCGUAUCAUGCGAUAGCUAAGUGGUAAGCAGAGAAGCUCAAGCCCAUACAACAUCAGCUGGCACCACGCAGCUAUCGAGAUACCUUUCAAUUCAUUGACGACAUUAAAGACCUCAACCUUGACGGCAUGAUGAUGUUCUCACUAGACGUCGCAUCCCUUUUUACAAACGUCCCAGUCACUGAGACAGUUGACUACAUCUGUGAUUUUCUACCUGCCAGUCAUCAAGAAAUAGGACUGCCGACAAAAACACUCAAGGAACUAUUACUAAGAUGCACAUUAAAUGUGCAGUUCCUUUUUGACAACCAACUCUAUAGACAAAUAGACGGCGUUGCCAUGGGCUCGCCUCUUGGACCUCUCUUAACCGACGUCUUCAUGGGCAAGCUGGAGAGAUUUCAACUAAGCGAUCAGAUCAAAAAGCUUAAACAUUAUGGUCGCUACGUUGAUGACAUCUUUGCGAUUGUAACCACAGAAACCGACGUCGCUGCCCUCCUAAAUGCUGCAAAUCAGGCACAUCCGUCGAUCAAAUUCACGUUGGAGAUGGAGUCGGCUGGUUCGCUUCCUUUCUUAGAUGUCCUUCUAAACAGGAGAUCUGACGGUAGCAUCCGAAGGAGUGUCUAUCGAAAGAAAACCUGGUCUGGACAAUACACGAACUUCGCUAGUUUCGUACCUCUCCAACAAAAACGGAAUCUAGUCAGGUGUUUGGCUCAAAGGGCUAGAAAAAUUUGUUCGACAGAUAGUAUCGAGGAGGAACUUAGAAAAAUCCAGGACUUGCUUCGCGAAAAUGGGUACCCUGACAGGUUCAUUGCAAAGAACCUUGCCGAACGACCUGCAAAACCCACCACACUAACCGCCGAAAAGAAAACGUUGUUCCUCAAAGUCCCCUUCCAAGGAGACGCUGCAGGUGAACUCCUAAGAAGACGCCUUGACCAAGCUGUCUCGGGAACCUUCCCAGCAGCAAGGGUUCGCAUAUCAUUCUCCACUAACCCUAUUCUACGCUGA
Molecule: messenger RNA, 4303 nt
Organism: Spirometra erinaceieuropaei
Lineage: Eukaryota; Metazoa; Platyhelminthes; Cestoda; Diphyllobothriidea; Diphyllobothriidae
Source: the annotation of a GenBank genome assembly